Fulvia fulva is the source of this 1545-nucleotide messenger RNA. RefSeq lists its product as uncharacterized. The transcript has a single exon. Gene Ontology annotation, molecular function: protein binding. NCBI's taxonomy places the organism in Eukaryota, Fungi, Ascomycota, Dothideomycetes, Mycosphaerellales, Mycosphaerellaceae. The record is from RefSeq and is a predicted model, not a curated record. Bases 1 to 1545 code for a protein of 514 amino acids.
AUGUCUUGCGCUCUGGAGCGCGUCAGUACGCGCCAGACAUCCAAGGCAGCGACAUGUCUGCCGCUAGAAUUGCAGCAACUUGUCUUCAGUGAUCUGGACGUCAAGUCGUUCUUUGCUGCAAGAAAGGUCUGCAAAUACUGGAACUUCGCAUCGACAGACGCCGUACCUUUGGCCAAGCAACUACGAAAACUGCCAAUCCUUCCACCCGUCCAAGCAUCUGACGCCGAUCCAAACGAGCUCGAGAAUCUUUUCGACGAAGCCGCGCACACGCUCAUGAUCGGCGUGAAACCCGAACGAGCAUGGGAUACGCCAGGCAGUCUUACACGCCCAGCAAAGAUGGGCUUUCCCAUUACGCCACGAGUUGUAGCUACGAGCAGUGGUGACAGAACUGUGACACUCAGUGGUCGGGAGAUAGCUUUGUUCGACACCAGCGGGGAAAUGCCGCGGUGUAUAUCUCAGAGACCAUUGAACGACUUGAAGGAAACGAUUGGCAGCGGGCCUUGGCUCAAGGUGCAGCCCAACUCAUAUAACGAGCUUGCAUUGUCCUCGGAUGGGCGCCUGCUUGCUGUGGCACAAGAGAGGACAAUCCAAAUUUAUGAUCUAUUGGCGGAGCCGGACAGCUUCUCAAUCAAUCGGUAUGCUUCGUCCGCCACAGGGCACUACAUCUGCGGUCUCGACUUUGAACAAGAUGAUCAUGUAUUGCGAGUACGCUUGAGUGGAAAAGGAACUGUCCUGUAUCUUGGCACUCCUGCAGAGCGACGAGGCAGCAAUGCUACCAUGGAGCACUGGAAGAGCAAGGCAGGCCUGAAGCAUACGUUUCUGGAUUCUUCCCUGCUGUCAAUCUUGGAUGCAUCGACCGAUCCUGGUCAAAUGGUACGCAUCUCGGGUGUACAAAUUCUCAAGCUUUUUGAAGACGGAUGGCUAUUCGCCGGGCAGAGGCAUGGAGGUGGAGAGAGCAGCCAUUACAUUCUCGGCCAUGUCAAGACGAGCGUCCUCGACAACACAGAAGUCUUGGCUGCCGAGUCAAGGACAGUGACUGUAUUGGCCAGGCUUGAGAGCUAUCUCAGCAGUUGGGACUUUACCUUGGAGGCGUCAUUUGAUUGUGGUGUGGGAAUCUGGGAGAACAUGCCUUCAGCCCACGAGCACCAUCCUCGCUUCACCAUCAGCGCGGACAACAGUUUUCUGGCUCUUGCAGAAAGAGAUAAGAAGAGGAUAAGGCCAGCCCCCCUGACACAGUUGUUCGUCUAUCGUUUGCCGCAGCUCUCGGCGGCGUCAAUGGCGCGCGUCACUCCAGAUGGUCAAGAUCGCUGGGUGGUCAAGUGUGAGUCCCUGGGCAAGCUUGAAAGUGAGCAGAAAGGCAUCGUCGAGCAAGCAGCCGUCGUGUCAAAGAAGAUGAAGUGGACCAUUCCUCGGAUACCACUUUGCUUAAGCACUCUGCAAGGCGAUGUUACAGACCUGGCCUUCACGACCAUCGACCGCAGGACAAGCUCAAUCAGCGCGACGACCGUAGAGACCACUCGGACCUGGUUGCUACACGAGAUGUAA